UUUUUAUCUCCAUUUCCAUUCCCAUAUGUAUAUAUAUGCUUUAUUGGUCUUAUGUCUCAUCAUAUACACAAAGAGAUAACAUUACUGGUGGAUGGAUGGCAUUAAUUGUUCAUAAGAAGCAUGAGUGAUUUCUUAACUUUCCAUGGCUUAUACAUUGCUUGAGUACCUGGAGAAGAAACAGAUGCUUCAGACUCCAGAAGAACAGACGCGACUGUUGCAUGAGGUCCCAAUGGUUAUUGCUGAUGAACUAGAACCUGAAGCUGUGCCACAUGAUCUUCCAAAUGAAAAAGAUGGGGAUGAUGGUUCCCCAAUAUCAACCAUCACUGGAAUUUCAGAUAUACCUAGUGGCAAUGCACUGAAUGCAGCUGAAAACCAAGUAUACUUAGCUGCAGUGCCUCCAUGUACAGAUUCUUUUGGGAGUAGCCAUGAUGCUGUUCAACAGCUGAAGCAACCAAGAGAUAUUAAUAUCGAGAAAAAUAAAAUCCAACUUUUAAACUUUCAGCAGAAUAGAAAAGUGGUUUUGGAGAACGAAAAGGUGCCUGAGCCCGAGAGUAUAUUUCAUAGACAGGUUGUAGAGAGCACCCAGCUUUUGAACGUGCAGGAGAAGAAAAUGAUUGUGGGGAACCGAAAGGUGUCUGAGCCAGAGAGUAUAUUAGAUAGACAGGUUAUUGAGCUUAGCGAUGAUGAUGAAGAACACAGGGAUCCAAGAGUUGUUCGGAUCCAUUUUGGGAAUCCAAGUGGAGUUCAGAUACAGGUACAAAAUGAUAUUGAGGAUCUGUUAUGGCAUUAUGUUGAUCCACAGGGAGACAUACAGGGACCCUUCUCUCUUCCAGCAUUGAAACGUUGGAAAGAUGCUGACUUCUUCCCUGAUGAUUUUAAGGUUUGGAAGAAAGGUCAGAGCCCAAUAGAUGCUGUAUUAUUGACCGACCUUCUCCGUCAGAUGUUUCCCUUGUAGUUGUGUUGGAAACUUUCCUCUUUCCAUUCUUUUCCUUUGUUGAAUUGUUGUUCUAAUUUCUGAAUUCUCUGUAAAGUUGGGAAUUAGAAUAAGUCAGCGGAUAGGUUCGUUUUUUUUUUUUUUUUUCCUUAAAAAUAUUGUUGAACCAAUGUAAGACUUUCGUAAAGUUUCCAUUGUUGUUGUUAUUGUCUUUAUCAGCUGAACUCCACAUAUUAUAUUUAGGGUGUUAUGCGAAUAAAAUUUUUUUAUAUUG
Messenger RNA from Rubroshorea leprosula, 1208 nucleotides. The record is from the annotation of a GenBank genome assembly. NCBI's taxonomy places the organism in Eukaryota, Viridiplantae, Streptophyta, Magnoliopsida, Malvales, Dipterocarpaceae.